AUGAAGUACCUUACAAUUGAGGAGAGACAACAGGUAGUCGGGGAGUAUUUUGCCCCUAAAGGGCUGUAUGAGUACACGAAGAGCCUCCCAUUUCUCGGCCGCGUGAAGAGUGACGUCUCUACGUUGGUCGCUGGUGAAUGGACCGAGCUUAUUCUAGAUUAUGAGGUCGGGGCAUCGGGUCUUGCAGACGGCGCCUGGAUUAAAGCCACCUUCAAGUUUUACUCUGAUUGGGCUCUUUUCCAGACCUCAGACCCCACCGAGGACAACUAUGUGAGCGCUGAGUAUUUGCCCAACGAGCUUGUUAGCGGACAGUCAGCCGCAACGGUCCAGUCACUGGGAAUUCGUUUUGAUCAAAAGGGCCAUGAGAGGCCUUUCCAGAAAGCUGUCAUUGUGGAUAUUCAAGAUGGCUAUCUGAACCCCGGUGAUCGUAUCCGUAUUCGACUCGGUGAUCGCCGAUUUGGUGGAAAGGGCACUCGGAUACAAACCUUCAUAGAAAAGGACUUCCGAUGGCGAUUUUACAUUGAUCCUGUUGGAACCUCUCGAUUUGCUCCAAUUCAACCAGAUCUUUCUUGGAACAUCAUAUCUGGACCACCUUCCCGCAUCCAGUCUGUUUCGCCGAGACUAGUACAACCUAAUGUACCAUUCGCAAUCCAUGCCCAUGCGGAAGAUAAAUGGGGAAAUGUGACUCGCGAUCUUCAAGAUAUGGUUUUCAGGCUGAAGGUCUCAACGGAUGACUCCCAAGUACUCUUCGAAAAGGAGCUCGCAAUGUCGAAACCGGGCUGGACAAACGCUAUCUUUUCUGACAUCCAGCUAGCUGCUGAAGGUGACUACACAGUGUAUAUCUCGCUGAACGCCAAAGACGGGCCCGUUCUGAAAUCAAGCAUUUCUCAUGUCAGUGUGUCCUCCGACUUGAACGUUCCCAAGAUUCUGUUUGGUGAUCUCCACGUUCAUUCGGAUGAUACCGUUGGUACCGAAAACUCUGCAUACAAUUUCUCCUACGGUCGAGAGAUUGCAGGUCUAGACGUUCUUGGGUACACAGCAAAUGACUUUCAGAUCACUAAGGAGCGCUGGGACGCCACAAUCAACCUCAUCCAGGCACUUAAUGAGCCCGGUAAAUUCAUCAUCUACCCUGGUACUGAGUGGUGUGGAAACUCCGCGGCUGGGGGUGACCACAAUGUCAUCUUCCUAGAGGACCCCGAGGAGCAUCCUCCGGAGUUCCCUUAUGAUCGACACGGAAACGUCGCACGUUCAUUCGAAUGGUCCGAACAUGGUCCGAAGGAUCUCGUGCCGGGAGCUUGGCCACUGGAUGAGGUGUACGCCACUUAUGCUGGAGAUGCCGAUAAACAUCUCCUUAUUCCUCACGUCGGAGGACGUCGGUGCAAUCUUUCCUGGCAUCAUCCUAAGCUCGAGCGGCUAGUCGAGAUUGGCAGUGCUUGGGGGCAAUUUGAGUGGCUCCUUCAGGACGCCGUUCAGCGAGGAUGGAAGCUUGGAGUAUCUGCCAAUUCUGAUGAACACCGUGGCCGAUGUGGUGGAGGGGUUUCUGGCACUGCAGUAUUUGGUACCCGAGGAGGUCUAACGGGAAUUAUUUCACCUCGACUCGAUCGAAGUACGGUGGCUAGUUCCUUAAGAUCGAGGCAUACUUUUGCAACUACCGGGCAGCGUUUGGUCGGUCUUGUUUCUGCUAAAACCAAAGACGGCAUUGCUCUACAGGGUGACGAAGUCGACGUUUCUUCUGAUGAGGCCUUGGAUUUGGACUAUCAUUUCCUCGGGAAAAAGGCUUCUCGUCCAUUGAAGCGUUCGAUGCAUCAGGUUUGA
This is a messenger RNA of Penicillium cosmopolitanum, 1815 nucleotides long. RefSeq lists its product as uncharacterized. Lineage: Eukaryota; Fungi; Ascomycota; Eurotiomycetes; Eurotiales; Aspergillaceae. The record is from RefSeq and is a predicted model, not a curated record. The transcript is spliced from 3 exons. The coding region runs from base 1 to 1815 and encodes 604 amino acids.